CCUAAUCAACACAACUAACUCUUCUAUUUGCUUCUUCUCUAUACUUUUACUGUCAGCCCCCAUUAAUCCAUCUUUCUAUUUAUUUUCCACCUUUUUUCACUCAUCUGUGUUCUGCUUCUGUUCUUCCAAAUCUAACCUCUCCUCUUACUUCAAAUCGGUGACCAUUCUAGUCUCGGCCCAUCCGAGCGUACAUCCGUGCUUCUUCCUUCCAAGUGGCUUAAAAGUAUGCUGGUAUACUGUGCUGUGCUACCGCCGUCAUGUCUGCUGACAUGUUCGCUCCGUCCGUGAGGAAGAAAUCAUUUGCACGGUGCUCCAAGCCGAGCACCAAGAUGUGUAUUCGGGAACAGAGGGAUUUCAUAACCAUGUCAUUUCCAGAGGUGUGCUGGCCGUUGCCAAUGCGAGCCAUCGGAGCUCAGAACCUCCUCACCAUGCCUGGAGGAGUGUCCAUCGCAGGAUACCUCCACAAAAAAGGAGGCAGCCAGUUCAGCAUCAUGAAAUGGCCACUGAGAUACAUUAUCAUCCACAAGGGCUGUGUGUACUACUUUAAGUCCAGUACCUCUCCUUCACCACAGGGGGCAUUCUCUCUCAAUGGCUACAACAGAGUCAUGAGAGCAGCAGAGGAGACAACAUCCAACAAUGUUUUUCCUUUUAAAAUCAUCCACUUCAGUAAGAAACACAGGACGUGGUUUUUCUCUGCAGCCAGUGAGGAUGAGAGGAGGAAAUGGAUGCGAUUCCUGCGGAGGGAGAUAGAUCACUAUAAUGACAGAAAAGAGGCCCAAAUGCAAAGUGACUCAGAUUUAGAUGCCGACAGUUUCUAUGGCACAAUUGAGAAGCUCAUGGAUAUUAAACAUCCUGUCGAUAAUUUAGAAGAUGCUUAUAUUGAGGAGGAGGAUGAUGAAGAUGAAGAAGACUAUCUGAAGCCAGACAGCGACUGUCCGGUGCCAGAUCAGCCCAUGGGACCACCCCCUUCCUACCCUCCUCCCCCAGUGCCAGUGGUGUCGCAGCUCCAUCAAGACUCCAGUCCAGGUCUCCACAAAUGUCUGCCUCCUAUUCCACCACUACACAAAAUACCAACGAGUUCUCUCUCCAAAAAACCCUUACCAUCUGCUCCCUCGCUGUCCAUACUAAAAGACGCCAGCAAGGGCCCAUCUCCUCCGCUCCCCUUUGCUCCCCACCUGAAAAAACCCUCUCCACCUCUUCCUUCUGAUAACCUAAAUAAAACUCUUCCGAGCAGGGCGUCAUCCCUGGAGGGGCCCAGAAAUGACAAGAGAAACUGGAGACUUCUUCCAGCCACUCUGCCCAUCUGUGAGCAAUUAGAGACUAGGCUGGGCUUAAAUGGUCCUGCCCACUGCUCUCUUAAUGCUGUGGCCAACCAUUCACUGGGCAACAACCACCAAAGAGAGAUGAGCAACCACCGCAGCAAGCUGAACCCACCCUCUCCUCAUUCCACAAACACUGGAGGAGCAGCUCGCAAACCUGUGAUAUCAAACUCCCUGUCCGUCAACCAGAUGUCCUCCAGUUGCCCACCACCACCUGGCUACCCUCCGCUCUCUCCUAUACUCAAAACUGGACUGCACAAUAAGCCAGAGUUACCCAAACCUCCUCUGCCUGCUGUCAAACCCCAGCCUCCUGCCACCAAGCCCAAGCAGCCAGGAUCCCUACUUCAAAGAACCUCUCCAGAAGGCCAGAGUUUCCGAGACGAAGCGCCCUCAGAGUCCAGAAGGAAACAAGAUUCACCCAAAUAUCGCAGAGGAGAUGAUUCUGACGAGGACUAUGAGAAUGUACAGCUGCCAGACUCGGUGUUCAUCAACACGACUGAAACCAGCUUCGUAGAAAAGUUAUUCAGAGACAGUGAAAGCCAGCCACAGGAUGGACUAUACGGCAUCAGGAACUCCGGAACCAAAACCUCCAAGGUGCUAGUGGUUUGGGACAUCAGUAUAAGCAAAGCCAGAAACUACCGAAUAUUUGAAGAGGAGGACUGCAUUUUUCUGGAAAGUGAUGUGACCUUCAGCUCUCUGUCAGCUCUGAUUGAACACUACUACAGCCACCCUCUUCCUCACCACGGCUCAUUGUGCCUGCAGAAGCCCUACACAAAGACGCUGAGCAUCUUAUCGACACAGUCAAUAAACAAACACAGUUGAAACUGAUGGACACCAAAGCAGGAAAAAGGGGUAGCCCCGGCAAAGUGAUCCUUGUCCACAGCACACGGAGAUAAAGUCACUCCCACAGAUUAAAGAACUGUCACAAUGGAUCACACCUCAGACUUUUCAGCGCAAAAGAGAAAUGAUGUGUUUUCACCUGCAGUUGCACCACAAUGUAUCAUAAAGUUUCAUGACAAGCAGCAAGGAGAGUAACUCUUAAUUUAAAUGCAUAAUGAUAAAUGGAACUUUAUUUAACUUACUUUAAGACAAACUAGACUCCUAUCCAUACACAAUAAGCAGUCAUAUUCCUCCUAUGUGCAAUUACUGUAAAUACACAUUUAUUGUUAAAGCUUGUAGUUAUGACAAAGAUAAACCUUUCUAAAAAUCUGGCAAACCUUUUAAUGGACCAAAUGUGUUGCUACUUUAUUCAAACUGCAAUAUAUUAAGCAAGGGUGAAAUGAAAAAGUGAUGAAGGACAGUCAGUUCGACCAGUCAGGGGCCUGUGAUAUAAUUUAUCCACAGAGGGGCGCUCUGACACAAAAUGACAGCUAAAGAUUAUUCAGUUCAAGUUUAGGUCCAGAUCCCUGUGGGAUUCUAAGAAUCUGUUUAUGGUAUUUGUAUAUCUGUCUCUAUGUUUUUGUCCUCCCCAGCUACAUAUACGAUUGGGUCAGUAUAUUAAGAAAACCUCUGAAUAUAAUGCAGUCCAGUACAACACCACCUUUAACUACAACUUCAA
Monopterus albus (swamp eel) is the source of this 2877-nucleotide messenger RNA. It is a transcript of the gene sh3bp2, whose product is annotated as SH3-domain binding protein 2. The record is from RefSeq and is a predicted model, not a curated record. Gene Ontology annotation, molecular function: SH3 domain binding. Gene Ontology annotation, biological process: signal transduction. NCBI's taxonomy places the organism in Eukaryota, Metazoa, Chordata, Actinopteri, Synbranchiformes, Synbranchidae. The transcript is spliced from 13 exons. Bases 258 to 2141 code for a protein of 627 amino acids.